This is a messenger RNA of Ziziphus jujuba (common jujube), 1573 nucleotides long. RefSeq names its product zinc finger transcription factor YY1. The coding region runs from base 271 to 1389 and encodes 372 amino acids. Gene Ontology annotation, cellular component: PcG protein complex; transcription regulator complex. Lineage: Eukaryota; Viridiplantae; Streptophyta; Magnoliopsida; Rosales; Rhamnaceae. Gene Ontology annotation, biological process: regulation of transcription by RNA polymerase II. The transcript has 6 exons. The record is from RefSeq and is a predicted model, not a curated record. Gene Ontology annotation, molecular function: RNA polymerase II cis-regulatory region sequence-specific DNA binding; DNA-binding transcription factor activity, RNA polymerase II-specific.
AUUCGACAUGAACAGGACACCCAAAGAAAAAUUUGACCAAAAAUAAAGAACACCCAAAGAGUAUUAAAAAAAAAAAAAAAAAAUCGAAACUUUAGCUCCCAUUCUUUGAUUUUUUCUUUUCUAGUUUUUGCUUGUCGUUUUUCCUCCAUCUUUUUUCAGUGCUUGCUUCUAACUCAAUGUCAAAACGAAACCAUAAGGCCCUAACAGCCAUAAUACCUCAAAGAAGCUUCGAAUAGCGAGGGAGCACGAUUUUUCCAAAGUAGAACGACGAUGGAGACACACUACAGUCACAAUUUCUUCGAGAGGCGCCCCAUUAUCAAGUCCAAGACUCCCGCCGUUAAAUGGUACAGAGAAUGGGUUCCCCAAGACGUUGUAGCAACCGGUGGGAAGUGCCUUCUCUUGAAAUGGGUCACAGAGGAUGCAUUGAAGGCUUUGAAAGAGAAAGCAAAGGAGCCAGAGGCACCAGAGCCAGAACCAGAACCGACUACUGAAGUCCUUUUCCUAUGCAGCUAUGAAGGCUGUGGAAAGACAUUUAUUGAUGCUGGUGCUUUGAGGAAGCAUUCUCACAUCCAUGGGGAGAGACAGUAUGUCUGUCACUAUGAGGGAUGUGGAAAGAAAUUUUUGGAUAGUUCAAAGUUGAAGAGACACUUUCUUAUUCAUACAGGAGAAAGAGAUUUUGUAUGUCCUCAUGAAGGCUGUGGUAAGGCUUUCUCAUUGGAUUUCAACCUGAGGUCACACAUGAAAACACAUUCACAAGAGAAUUAUCAUAUUUGCCCAUACCCAGACUGUGGAAAGAGAUAUGCUCAUGAGUACAAGCUUAAAAACCAUAUUUCGUCUCACCAUGAAAAGAGUGCAGCAGUUGAUGUCCCAAAAUAUGCCCCACCUUCAGAGAAGCAAACUAAGACGACCAAGUCUCCUGCAACAGGGGUUUAUGGCUCUGCAUCUUCUGACCGCCCCUAUGCUUGCCCUUAUGAAGGAUGUGAAAAGGCUUACAUCCAUGAGUACAAGCUUAAACUACACUUGAGGAGAGAGCAUCCUGGCCAUAUGUCUGAUGAGAAUGCUGAGAAUAUCCAAACCAAUCCUGAUAAUGAGAUGGAUGAAGCCAGUGACCAGGAUGCCUAUGGUGGAAAACGUGUGAACGGGAAAAGUCAGAAACAGAUUAAGCCCAAACCAAAUCUAAAAAUGCCUCCUUCAAAAAUUGCACAGCGUAAAGGUUCAACACCGUCACCUGCUACAGUAAACGUAAUGAAAAAGCCUUGGCCAGUCAAAGAAGAAAUUUAUGAGGAAGAUAGUGAAGAAACAGAAGAGGAUCGUGACAAUGUUGAAGAUGGCUGGAGAUAUGCCGAAAACAACGAGGAGGAUGAUGAAGAAACAGAAUAUGAAGACUAAAUUUUUUCUAUAGCACUUUGCAUAUACAAUACUGUUUGCCUUUCAUUUCAUUUUAUUUUUUUGCCUUUUGAAUUAGCAAGUAUUAUCCAAGUAGUUAUGCGCUGUUUGCGUCAUAUAAAUAAAAGUUGGAAUAUUGGUAGUUUUAUUAUUAAAUGUUAUCAUACUAGCUCUUUCCCUGUUUGAA